AUGGGCACCGGCCAAUCGGUAGAACACCACGUCCACCGUGGUGCCUCCCAGCUGUGUGCGAGCGACAGCGAAAACCGGCAAAUGCACGCUGCUCGGGCCGCCAACAUCAACCUCACCCAGGUCCCCUUCGACUACCUCCAGUUCUACCCAUAUCCCGCACUCGUUCUGAUCCAUGAAGUCGACAGCGAAGACGGCGCACCGGCGCCGCCGAUCGAUGACCUCGAGCCGCUGACAGCACUGUGGACCAAUACUGCAUGGAAGCGACACGCGGGGACCCGAUCACUGGCUGAGACACUGUCUGCUGAAGAUCUUGUGCGCCUGGACCACUGGCUCAGCCGCCGUACUCCCUCAGAACCAGAUGAGCUUUCAACUCCCGUCGACAAGGCGCGCACGACAGGCACACUCGACGGCAACCCUCACGGCAUUGUCAACGGCUACCUCGACGAGCACCUUCAGAAACUCUCUCUGGAGCGCACGAAGCGCGGCGGAGACGCUCCCGACCUCUGCCGAAGUCCUGAGCCGAUCUCGGACCCACCGCCGGAAGAUGCGCCACUCAUUGUCCAGUGCAGCCUCGGCCUCCCUAUGGCGCUCGCAAAGACCAUGUUCCCAGUAACUGUUUGUCCGCCCCACCAGUUGCGGCGCCCGGUGCCCCAGUAUGCGCUGUACAUCGUCACGAGCAUGCCGCUCCAGCCCUCAUGCACAGCCUCUAGUGAGUGUCAAUGUUCAGCCCUCGAUACCCACCUCCGUUCAAUUGACAGAACCGAAGCGGUCGAGUUCGGUCGUGUCGUCCGCCGAUGGGCACUGCUCGCCCUCGACGCCCGGGACCACGACCGGCCUUGGGCCCAAGAAGAAUUGGCCAUGGGUGCUCAACCUCCUCACGUCAUUUGCGAUGUGCAGCCCGCUGUCGAUCUCAAUGUGGUGGGGCAACAAGGAUCUGACGCUCAUCUACAACAAGCCGUAUUCAGAGCGUUCGGAAAACCAGGCCCGCAGACCUGGGCGAAGCUGUGGCCCUCGCUGCCGCCGCUCCGCGAGGCGAUCGCCGGCGAGCCGUUCAUCAUCCGGGACAACUUUGAGCUAGCCGACCACAAUGGACAAAAGCGCGAGUGGUACUGCACGCAUACGUUCCUGCCUCUCGCUCUCGAUGACGGCGCGGACGUCCUUGGGUUCCAUCAGGUGGAAGACACGACGGCGCGUGUGAUCAGCGCUCGGCGCGCCGAGAUCAUUCGCUCGCUGAGCGGGUGUGGCGCCGCGCGCACGAUGGAGGAGUUUGACUCACUCACGCUCGGCAUCUUGAAGGAGUUCCCUAAGGACCUGCCGUUUAUGAUUUGCUACGAGGUCAACGAAUGGGGUCACGACAGCUCAUCAACUGUCGACGACGGUCGCAGGGUACGCAUGAAGUAUCGGGGCUCGAUCGGUGUGCCGAAGGGGCACGCGUCAGCACCGAGCCUUGUCGAGCUCACCAUGCCGCCCAAGCUGCCAGAGAACGUCGCGAGCGACGCGUUCCACGCGCCUCGGCUGAAGCGCAAUCGACACGGCAGCUUUGACACGCCGACGCCGGUCGGACGCGUGUCGGUGCCAACCACACCGCUGGGCGAAGAGGAGACGCCCGACUUGAUGCCGUGGCCGUUCCGAGAGGCGCUGGAGUCUGGUCACCCCGUGAUCGUGCCGGAUUGCAGUGAGGUGAUCCGCGGCUACUCGGUGCGGGUGUGGGAGUCACUGCCACGAAGCGCGAUUGUGGUUCCGCUGAAGCGGGACGCGCCAGAGCGCAUGAGCAAGGGUCUCAUGGUGAUCGGGCUCAGCACUCAUCUGCGCUACGACAAGGACUACGAGCAGUUCAUCGAAGACUUCCGACAGCAAAUCUCCGCAUACUACGCCAGUUCACUCGCGCACUCGGCCGAGACGAACCGGCGAAUGGAGCUGGCCGCAAUCGACCGCGCCAAGAAUCUCUUCUUCUCGAGCGUGUCGCACGAGCUCUUCACCCCGUUGUCGCUCAUCUCGGGCCCGAUUGACGACGCGCUCGCCGACCCUGGCAUGCCGCGCGGCCGUCUCCGCGACAACCUUGAGAUUAGCAAGCGCAACGUGCGCCGACUGUCGCGCCUCGUCUCCAUGCUCAUGGACAUGAGCAACCUGGAAGCAAAGCAGACGCGUGGCCUGAUUGCUUUCCACCAGGUCAACCUGGGCGAGCUCGUCAAGAACGUGGCAAGCAUGUUCCAAAAGGCAGCCGCUCAAGCCGAGAUCACGCUAGAUCUAAGCGACAUCGACCAGACGCCCCGCGUCACGUAUGUCGACAGGGACCGGUUUGAGCGCAUUCUGUUUACACUGAUCGGAAACGCUCUCCGCUUCACGCUCGAAGGAUGGGUGCGCAUCUCCCUGCGGUAUGAGGGUGGUCGGGCUCUGCUCGCCGUCGAGGAUACCGGCGUUGGCAUUCCACGCAAGGACAUUGAGAUCCUCGGUCUGCCUUUCUGGGGCGACAUCGGCAAGAAGUCCAACGCGCACGAAGGAUCCGGACCCGCGCUUCUCUACGCCAAGAAGCUUGUGCAACUCCACUGCGGCACGAUCAGCAUUGACAGUCGUACGGCCGCGGAGUCGCCCGAUGGUAGUCACGGCUCAUGCUUCACUGUCACCUUGCCACUGGGCUUCCAGCACCUGCCGUCUGAGAGCGUUAUGGUCGCGCGCCCCUCAGACGGAACAGCGCUCAAGGAAUUCCACCUCAGCGUGCUGGAGGACAUCAGCGUGAGCCACUGGGGCUGGGUCGGGAGCACGAGCGGCGGCGCCCGCCCCAGCAAGCCGAGCAGCGAAGGCUUCCCCAUCGUGGCGGGUAUCAACCCCGACAAGCUCUUCUUCCAGCCUGACGACGUAGUGCUCAUUGUCGACGACCUGCUCGACACGCGCAAGUACAUCCGGCACAUCUUCGAGCCGUUCUGCACCACUCUCGAAGCACGCGAUGGCGUCGAGGCGCUGGAGAAGGUGCGCGAGCGCGUGCCCGACCUCAUCAUCGCAGACACGAUGCUCCCACGCAUGGACGGCGUGCAGCUGCUUCACGCGCUCCGGACAGGCCAGGACCACAGGGAGAAGCUCGUCCCCGUGAUUUUGCUCACGAGCCAAGGUAGUGCACUGUCCGACGGCGCGUUCGGCGCAGACGACUACAUCUCAAAGCCGUUUAACGCUCGCGAGCUCAUUGCUCGAGCGCACAUGCAGCUCCAACUCGGCAAGAAGCGCCAGAUGCUCGAGGUGGCAUACCACCAGCGCACGUCCGAGCUCCAAGUCCUGACGGACAACAUGCCCGUCGGCAUCUUCCGGACGAACGAUGAGGGUGUGAUCAACUACGCGAACCAGAUGUGGUACGAGAUCACGGGCUAUCCUGCCGCGACACCAAUCACGAACUGGGGCGAUUAUGUCGCCGACGAGCACCGCGAGCAUAUUGGAAAGCUCUGGGGCAAGUACGUCGCAGACGUGCAGCAGGAGACGGUCCAAGGCGAGUUUCAGUGGAAGACUGGCCGAUGGGUAUCCUGCCUCUGCAUGCGCCUCAAGCCCAUCAGCGGCGUGAGGCCCGGCAUCAUCGGCUGCAUCAUGGAUAUCACGGACCGGAAGUUGUCCGAGGAGCUGCAACAACAGCGCGUUGUGGAGGCGGAGACGCGCCGCGCGGAAGCCGAAGAAGCGAAGCGGCUGCAGGAGGAGCUUAUUGACAUCACGUCGCACGAGAUCCGCAACCCGAUCAGCAGCAUCAUGGGACUCGCAGCCAUUUUAAGAGAAAACCUCUGCAGGUUCCGUCGCACCGUCCAAGUGGCACUCGACGCCGGCACCACAGUCGUGCCCACCGCCGAAAUGCUGGCAACGAUGGACGAGGACAUGGAAGCUCUGGACAACAUCCAUGCCUGCGGCCUCACGCAGGAACGUAUUAGCAACGACGUGCUGUCUUUGGGCAAGCUGAGUCUCGACAAACUGGCAAUGUUCGACGUCGCGACCGACGUGCGUGCCGAGGUCUCCAAGCUCGUCAGCGUGUUUCACAACGAAGCGGCUAUGGCCCGCGUUGAGCUGAACUUGGGCUGCUCGCCGAAUCUCUCGGCUGCUGGCGGUCGGCUGCUACUAGAUCCCGUGCGGUUUGGGCAGGUAGUGACGAAUCUGCUGAGCAACGCGAUAAGGUUUACGAGCACGAGUCGGGAGCGGCGCGUCAGCGUCUACUUCGACGUCGGCUUGAGCCCUCCAGGGGCUGGGUCUUGCGUGAAUCCUUGCACGAAGCCGAUCACCUCUCCCUUGCCGGCGGGCACGACGGUGUAUCUCUACGGCAGCGUGGCCGACACGGGGCCCGGAAUGACAGCGGCCGAGAAGGAGAGCCUGUUCCAGCGCUUCAGCCAAGCGAGCGCGAAGACGCACACUGUCUUCGGCGGUAGCGGGCUCGGUCUCUUUGUGUGCCGCAAGAUAACACGCAGGAUGGACGGUGACAUCGACGUCGUCUCUGAAACUGGGCAAGGUUCGAAGUUUCAGUUCUACGUCGCGGCGCGCACACCGCCGGGAACGCCUGAUCCCCCUUCCCCUCCCCCGCCGCCUCCAGGUGCGCUGCACGCGCGCGUCCUUGUCGUCGAGGACAACAUCAUCAACCGCACCGUCGUCUUACGACAGAUGAAGCAGGCAGGCGUGCGUGCCGAGGCAGUCACGAACGGCCUGGAGGCGCUGGAAAGGCUGAGAGAAACGCAGAAGCCAGGCGGAGAUCGCUUCGACUGCGUCCUGAUGGACCUUGAGAUGCCCGUCAUGGACGGGUAUACGGCGACAAAGCGACUGAGGGCAGAAGAACAAGCGGGAAGACUGGAGAGGAGCAGAGUCGUCGCCCUUACUGGUAACGCGCGCCAGGCGAUGAUCCAGGAGCAGAUGAGGGAUUUCGACGACGUCGCUGUCAAGCCGUAUCGGCUCGACGCGCUGCUGGGAAAGAUCGCAGCUACCACGAACGCCAAUGGAGAGACGAAGAAGAGAGCGAACGGGAAUGAGGCAUGGCGAAGCCGCAAAAUAUCCGACUGA
Trichosporon asahii var. asahii CBS 2479 is the source of this 5013-nucleotide messenger RNA. Its product is annotated as CnHHK4. Lineage: Eukaryota; Fungi; Basidiomycota; Tremellomycetes; Trichosporonales; Trichosporonaceae. The transcript is spliced from 6 exons. The coding region runs from base 1 to 5013 and encodes 1670 amino acids. The record is from RefSeq and is a predicted model, not a curated record. Gene Ontology annotation, molecular function: phosphorelay sensor kinase activity; histidine phosphotransfer kinase activity. Gene Ontology annotation, biological process: protein autophosphorylation; phosphorelay signal transduction system.